AUUCAGUAUAUAACACACAAUGAAUAAUACUCGUCGAAUUGGGGGUAAAAUUCACAUUAAGGAUAUAGUAUUUGUACUUACACUGAUUGUCCUUCAUAUACCUGCGGAGCCUUUGGGAUCAGCAGGUAACAAUGACAAUUGCCCAGUGUUUUGUUCCUGCUAUACUUGGUAUUAUCUACGAUGGGCCUCUUGCUCAGGUCAACAUCUCUACAGCAUUCACACGGGAAUAUCUGACAUUGUCCAGGCCCUUGACAUUUCCAAUAAUUCCAUUUCCAUUCUGGCGGAUUACGAGCUCCAGUCGACGGGAUUAACGCACCUGAGGUACUUGAAUCUUUCGGACAAUGCUGUCAGCGAAAUUGGUUUAUCGGCUUUUUCUGGUUUGGAGGAACUGACUGUUCUCGAUUUAUCCAGAAAUCAUCUGUACUAUAUUUUACGCAAUACCUUCAUUGAUAACAAGAACUUGAGAGUCCUCAGAUUGUCCGGGAACAAUUUCAAUCACCAUAUUCCCUUCUUAGAAAAUCCUUCAAUUACAGAGUUAAAUCUUGGUUCGUGUCGACUAACUCACUUGCCAUCGGGGGCAUUCAGUGGACUCAAGCGACUCCGCAACCUCGAUCUAUCGGCCAACUUGAUGAUUCAACUUGAAGAGGAAACGUUACGCCCGUUGCCCUUUCUCAGGAUUCUCUCGAUUAAAGAGAAUCCGUGGUCAUGCAACGCCAAACAAAUGCAGAGCCUUCUCCAUUACUUGGCAGUUCGAGGAAUUAGAUACGAGCCAUCAGUCUGUCCCCGAAAAAAGGGUGUAAAAAAAUCCGAAAAUAUAAUAAUGAGUCCAGUGAUUGUAUCACCGAAGUACCCACCGAUAAUUCUACCAAAAAACACAAACACCGGGAACUCCGGCUGGAUGAAUGCACCGACGAAAAACGAAGAAGCCAUACCUUCCAAGCCAGAAGGAUUGAAGGAAUUGAAGGAGUUCUACGUCUUCGAGAUUUGGAUUCUCUCAAUUUUGAGUUUUAUGACUGGUCUAGGGUCUGGAAUGGUCACGAUGUACUGCUGGCUGUCAAAAUCUGGAGACUCCACAGACAGACCAGCAUUGCUGAAUUCUUCUCUACGAAGAUGUGACGCUGUGUCCCAACAUAGUCAAGCUAGUUUCGAGUUCUCUAGUCCCCUCGCUCAAAGAGUCUCUUUGCUGAGGAAUAUCUGGAGUAAUAGUGAUGAAGAUGUCAAUCUGCAAAGAGUUCCAAUCUGUCCAGAUACCCCGCCUCCAGCAUAUCGAGAUGUUAUUCUUCAUGCUAAUCGUUAUCCUGUUGGUUGAAACCUGAGAUUAUUUGUUACAGAAAAGUAUUUUUGCGCAUGCAUUCGAUGAUACUACGGCUUUGAGACAAAACCGACCCGUCACCAUGACGUCGUGGCUCAAUCUGCAUUUCGAAUGAAAAAAGACGAUAUACAUGAACUAGGAAAGAGGUUCAGAGGCAGAAAAUAUAGAAUAUUAUAAAUAUAAUAUAUUAUAAAAAUAUAUAAACAUA
Messenger RNA from Fopius arisanus, 1520 nucleotides. Its product is annotated as leucine-rich repeat transmembrane protein FLRT2. Gene Ontology annotation, molecular function: protein binding. NCBI's taxonomy places the organism in Eukaryota, Metazoa, Arthropoda, Insecta, Hymenoptera, Braconidae. The transcript is spliced from 4 exons. Bases 20 to 1309 code for a protein of 429 amino acids. The record is from RefSeq and is a predicted model, not a curated record.